UUUUUCUCCGGUUCUUCGGUUUCAAAUUUUUAUUCCAAAAUUUCUAUAAUAAUUUGAAAUAUUCAAAUAUUUUAUCUGAAUCGUUCUAUUUAUUUGAUAUAUUUAACAUGAAUUAUCCAAACUAUCUGAAAUAACUAUUCCGAAACUAGAACCAAAUCUGAACUAAAAAUUAUGAAGUAGUAAAUAGAUAUUCUAGUCGUCUAUCUUAAAUGAUUCGAUAUUUGAACCGAACCGAUAUCUGAAAUGUGCCUAUGCCUAGUACACACAUUUGGAGAUUUUUAUUUUUUUUAUGAAAUGAAAAAAAAACACUGAGUUCAGAAUUGUACAAAGAGAAUCGCAAUUAUUAUUUUUAACUGAAGAUAUAAAUACGUAAAAAGAGCCAAUGGGAAAGUUGCUAUUUGAAAUUCCAAACCGGACGUGAAAGUAUUUAUCAACCAAAACUCACUGUUGUCGGUCUUAACGACAAGAUAAUUACUCUAUUAUUUAAUGUAUGUAUAUACUAUAUACCAGUAUAUAUAUUCACUUUCUAUAAUAUCUCUUGAAAAUCUGAAAAAUCCUAAUUCUUUCUUCUUCUUUUUUUGCUUAAUCUCAUCUUUGACGUUAAAAUUUUGACGCUCUUUUUUUUUUCUUUCUGCUUUGUCUGCAGUUAGUAUUCCCAUGUUUUUUCCGUUGGGAAAUAUAUUUCAGGCUUGAGGUUUUGGAGGUGGUCACUGAGGAGAAAUCUGUUCUUCUCUUUACGAAAACCUCAGUUAUAAGAGGAACGUGAGACAGUUUAGACAAACAUAGUUCAGUUUCUCUUGUGCCUGGCUGAGUUGAUUUCACAGAAGAAGAAAAAAGGAAAUUUUUUUUUUGCAGAAUUUGAAAAUGGAAACAAGCGAUAAAAUCAGCUUUGGAGUGACUGUGAUAGGAGCAGAAGGUCCAUCUACGUUUCAUAUGGCCCCCAGACCAUCGGAUGAGAUCCCUAACCAGUUUCUUGGCUCAUCUCUGGCUCCCAUGGAAGCUCCAAUGGCUAGUGCAAGCUCGGGGGAUGCCUUGGGGAAGAAGAAGAGGGGCAGACCUCGUAAAUAUGAAGCCAAUGGAGCUCUUUUGCCCAUGCAAAUUUGUUCAUCGGCUUCUCUUGUGAAGAAGAAACGUGGAAGAGGCAAGUUUAAUGGUUUAGAUAUGAAGAUGCAUAAGCGUAUGGGAUUCCAUACUUCUGGUGAAAGGUUUGGGGUUGGUUUUGGAUCAAAUUUCACGCCACAUAUAAUCACAGUGAAUGCUGGCGAGGAUAUUAACAUGAGAGUCAUCUCGUUUUCACAACAAGGACCAAAAGCUAUUUGUAUUUUAUCAGCAAAUGGAGUUAUUUCAAACGUCACUCUUCGCCACCCCGAUUCCUGCGGUGGUACUCUUACCUACGAGGGUCGGUUUGAGAUACUGUCGCUGUCUGGUACUUUUAUGGAAACAGAGAAUAUAGGUUCAAGAGGCCGGUCUGGUGGCAUGAGCGUCUCUUUGGCGGGUCCUGAUGGUCGUGUUGUUGGUGGCGGCGUGGCUGGCCUGCUCAUUGCAGCCACUCCUAUUCAGGUUGUUGUUGGCAGUUUUGUAACUGGUGAUCAGCAAGAACAUAAGAAACCACUAAGGAAGCAACGAGUCGACCAUACUACCUCAUCAACGGUCAUGGCAUUGCCUCCUCCUCCUCCUCCUUCCGUCUUCUCAUCGUCAAACCCAGAGAGAGAGCAGCCACUUCCAUCUUCACUCGACAUUUCCAGCUGGAAUAACGGAGAGGACAACCUGAGAAGCUUAGACACUGACAUCAACGUAUCUUCACCGGCUCACUGAGUUUCCCAGACCUGAUCAAGGGUCAAAAAUUAGGUUUCCGGACUAACUCUAUUCCGUCCGUACAAUCUUUUUAGAAUAAGGGAUUGUUGAAGCUUAAUGUUACUGUACGCUUUUCUUGUACGCCAAGUUAAUUAUCUGUCCUUAAGUAAACAACCUGACCUGAGCUUCUUCUACUUAUUGUAAUAGAACCUGCCAGUUUCCGUUGCGUUUUAUUCCCUUUUUUAA
Molecule: messenger RNA, 2040 nt
Organism: Brassica napus (rape)
Lineage: Eukaryota; Viridiplantae; Streptophyta; Magnoliopsida; Brassicales; Brassicaceae
Product: AT-hook motif nuclear-localized protein 7-like
Exons: 6
Coding region: 865-1815 (316 amino acids)
Molecular function (GO): minor groove of adenine-thymine-rich DNA binding
Source: RefSeq, a predicted model, not a curated record